GUUCAUUACCAUUGUGCUCCCAAAGAAAAAAAGAUUACUCUAUAGCCUUUUCGUAUACAUGUUAUAACAGUUUUCUUUCACCCACAUUGACUUUUGUAUCUUGAUUGCAGGUUCUUGCUGGCUCAGGUAGUUUGAAUUUAAGUACUGAGAUUUUAUUGCAUAGUAUCAAAGAAUAUCCAGGUCUUGCAUAAACUUGGCUCCUGGAAAUUGUGGCUUCUGCCUAUCGAUAAUUUUUGAGAUGAUUUUUUGAAACUUUUAUGCAUAUUUCUUCAUCUGGCUGAUGAAAUUGCUUUGUCUUUGAGUACUACAUGCAGUAUAAGGCUUUAGUGUUGAUUUGAUAUUACAUUAUCAUAACUUCAAAAAACUUUCAAGAAUUAGCAAAUUAUCUGUGUAAGAAAUAAUUGGAGAGUAAAUUUGGAACAAAGGAAAUAGUUUGGAACAAAUAAAUUAAAAUAUAAAAAGUGCAAACUAUAAUUCCAAAAUAAUAAUAAAAAUGUCUGCUUUAAAUUAAAAAUUGUUCCAAUUUUUUCCUUAGGGCUUUUUUAACUAUUAUUAAGAUUAUUCUGGGAAGUCAGUAUUUGUGUUGAAUCUUAAUUUUCGUUUUCAGGUAUUCAAAUUAGUUCUAGCACUGAACAAUACAAAGUUGGAAAUUGUAGUUUUGUUGUAGGCAUAUCUGGAAUGUUUAACAAAAGAAUUUGUACAGUGCAUGAACUAUAUCUCAUUCCGUCUUUGUAGGGAGAGCUGUUGAUAUCUAGGGCAAGUUCUGCACAUGGAGCAUACUUAUUUUCUUUACAAAUUUCAGCUAAUGUUGGAUCUUUCUUCAUCUGGUGAAUGAUCUUGGCUUACUGUACUCAUUGUCCAGUGUUGCUUUUGUGAACUCGGUAACAAGGCACCUGUUCUUGUUAUUCUUGUGUAUUUCUUGUAAAUGAAAUUGUAAUCCAUUGCACUUAAAAUCAAUAGUUAAGCAAGUAUAAAAUCACCGUGAUAUAAUAGCACUUUAAAUUGCACUACCAAUUUGUUCUUUUGUGUACUGUUUCUUGUGAAUAGUGGUCAGUUGCACAAAAGAAUUGUCAAUUUUAGAACUUCUGUAAUAGUGUCUUCUAAGGUAUUUGUUUCCUUGUAAUGUCAGAAUAAAUAAAACAAUUGAUUGCAUGAGCUAUGUAAUGAGAAAUAAAAUAAAAUAAUGUUAUUGAAGUUUCCAUCAUACUAAAUCACAAAUAGUAAAGCUUACAUUCAACAGGCAAUGCUAGUACUGAAUAUAAUUUAAACCUUGCCUUUGAAAUUAUAGUUAUUUAUGUCCUACUAGUUGUUUUUAGACCAAGUCAUAUUUCCUGCCCCGGUGGCACAGAUGGCGCAAAGUAAGGGCAUAUUGUGAGGUAGGCUGAGGAUAAUAUAUGUUUUGCUCAGUAAUUGUUAUUCUUGCGCUCAGCUUUUUACUAGAAAUUUGUUGACUUUAACCACCCUUUGAGUGGAAAACUUCUGUAUUUUGUCUUUUAAUUUGUGCUUGUCAUUCUCAAACAAUUAUCAUUCAGUAAUUUCAGAAAAAUAAGCUCUUAAAACUGAAAAUAAGCUUUCUAAACUAUUAACUAAUGCAUAUAACACAUACAUUCAUGUAAAUUGCUUGUACAUAGCUAUACUUGCAUUGCAUAAUCAGGAAUGGAAUCUGCCUUUGCUUGCGAUUAGUAGUAUUGUAGGUGACUUCCAGUUGCUAAUGAUUGUUUUAUGGGCAUGCACUCAAAGUGGAUUGUUCUGCUACGUUUAUUUAGUCACAUGUGCAACAUGCAUAUUCAUACGCACAACAUGAAGUAGAGUUGCUGCUGAAUGAGUACAAGGCGAGUAAACUAUGUUGCAGAUAUCAACACUUGUUACCCACAGAGAGAGGCCACUAUGCUCAGAGCGGAGCUUAAGGGCUGUGGCUCGUGUAGGCCAGGCAGUCAACUUGGCUGUGGAAAGAUUUGUCACAGUUGGAGAAACCAUUGCAGAUGACAAUCCUGAGAUCAAGACAGAUAUGUAUGAAGCAUGUAAAGAGGCUCGAGCAGCAGGAGCUGCAAUUGAAAAGCUAUGUGAGGCGGCUUUGGAAGAUUCGUUGGCUGAUAGAGGUGCAGUGGUGCGAGCAGCUCGAUGUUUGUUGGGCUCUGUUACCCGAGUGCUUCUCCUUGCUGAUAUUGUAGUGGUGAAGCAACUUUUGCUUGCUAAGGAUAAGGUGGCUCGAAGUCUUGGAAGACUAGAAAGUGUUACUAAUUUCACAGAAUUUGUGAAAGCAUUCAGUCAAUUUGGUGCUGAAAUGGUGGAAUUAGCUCACUUAACAGGUGAUAGGCAGAAUGACUUGAAGGAUGAGAGAAGACGUGCACAAAUGGCAGCUGCUCGGCAGGUUUUGGAACGUUCCACAAUGAUGCUGUUAACAUCAUCCAAGACUUGUCUUCGACAUCCUGAUUGCCCCUCUGCACGAGAAAACCGUGAUACAGUAUUCUGUCAGAUGCGACGAGCCAUGGACCUUAUUCACUAUGUGGUAAAAGAUGGAGUGUUAGAUUCGGCUGCACAAUUGAAUCAAAGUGGUGGUGGCUCACCAGUUAGCCAACAGACAUCAACUGAGGAAGACUGGGACGUGAGUCGAACUGUUUCUGGAGCCUUAAAACAUUUUGAAGACUUGGUAGAAAUGACUCGCCUUACACUUCUUGGUCCAGGAUGCAAAGAACGCCUUACAACUGCUUUGGAUACAAUAGCCGAAAGAACUCAGGAUUUUACCGACUCUGCAUAUACGAGCCAUGAACAUCGAGAAAAUAUACUCUUACUUUGUGAUCGAGCAAAAUUGGAACUUAAUCAACUUCUUAGAGUUGGAAUAAGCCUGGAACAAUGUGAAGGAAGUUCUCCAACAACAGAAAUGGAAAACGCGGUAUUAGGAUUAUUACAAGCAACUCAUGAUCUGAAACAGCAGCUGCAACAGACAACAUUAGAACAGGCUGGUGAUUUGGCAUCUGUUGUAAGGGCUGCUCAUGACAUGGUUGGAAUUAUUAGAAAUGUUGCAUUGGCAUCUGACACUGAGCGUUUGGAAGAAUAUUCGGAACGCUUUAAUGAAUAUAUUGAGCAUAUUUUAGAGGUAUGCAAAUUACUGAGGCAUAUUUCUUCAACUGACUCACUGCAAGUUUCAGCAAAAUAUACGGAGAUAAAUCUUAGAAUAUAUGGACCUCAGGUUGUGACAGCUGCUCAUACCCUUUCAAUGCAUCCUACUUCAAAGAUCGCUAAAGAGAAUCUGGAAGAUAUGUGGCAGGCAUUAGUGUCUGAUGUGACCACGGUAUCGAAAGAAGCUAUAGAACAAUGUCAGGGUCGGCAGCCUGAUAAACAAGUUUAUAUGUCUCUUCCAAGGCCUGGGAAACACGGAACAACAAGUAAACCUCUGAAACCAGUGCGGCUUGAUUCUGAAGAACAAGCUAAAAUUGCCAAGAGUGGUUUAGAAAUGAAGCUAAUCUCAUCAGAAAUGGAUGCAGAAACAGAGAAAUGGCAAGAAAGUGGAGCAUCGAUGGAAGAAAACAAUGAUAUUGUUAAAAGAGCAAAAAAUAUGUCUUCCAUGGCUUUUUCCAUGUACCAAUUUACUCGAGGAGAGGGAGCUCUGAAAACUACUCAGGACUUAUUCACUCAAGCAGAAUACUUUGCAGAAGAAGCUAAUCGUUUGUACAAAGUUGUGAGGCAAUUCUCAUAUCAGGUUCCUGGAGGCACCCACAAAAAGGAACUGUUGGAAAAUUUGGACAGAGUACCAACAUAUGUUCAACAAUUGCAAUUUACUGUUAAAAACCCCACUGUUGGCAAAGCUGCGACAUUUACCAAAGUGGACAGUGUGAUACAAGAAACAAAGAGCUUAAUGGAUGUAAUUUCAAAAGUUGUCACUACUUGUUUUGUGUGUGCUACAAAGUACAAUUUGGAUUUCCGUGGUCUAUCUUCCCGUGGCACAUCCGGGUCUCCAUUCCGAGAGGAAGAUGGGAGCGGGGCUGGAGCCGGGGGUGAUGGCGGCAAGCUGGGUGGGGCCCCAGGCUCUGACCCCUCCAUCUGACAGUUCGGGAUGGCCCGAAGGGCCAAGGGCGAUGCUCGCCGUACCAGGGUCUCGUUCCUGCUGUUCUGAAUGCUGAACAACCCUUGUGCGGCCCAAGGAAAUCAGACAGCUCACUCCAUCUUAUCUGAUCUGAUCAUCCUCUCUACUUAUUCAGACUGGACUGAUAAACAACGUGCAAUGGUACUUAGGAUAUUCUGUAUGAUAUUAAUUUGCUACGAAAUAUGCAUUUGGAAAUGAUUUUAAAAAUGCAUUGAAAAAUGAUGUCUUGGUGCUAAUAUGCUUGAAUGACUAUACACUGAUUAAAGAGCUUGCGUAGUGUGUUCAGCAUAAGUUAAACAUUGUGUGAGGUAUUGCUCAUAUAUUGCUAUGUAUGAAUCGGCUAGUAAAGAGUGGUACACUUAAAUAUUGAACUUCUACAUGUGUGUAUACAUAUGUACAUACACACCUGUUUAAACUUACACUCAUACUUUCUUGUGAGAAAUAUUCCAAUUGACAGAAAAUAACUGAAUGAUACACAGUAUAUAUCUUAAUUAAUUAUAUCGAAUGCUAACUUGUAGCCAUGUUUUCUUGAACAUGCAGUCUGAAUCAUGCCAGUAGGCAUGUGUUCAGAGGAGGAUUCACUGGGCAAUUAUGAUCAUGCAAUAAAACAAAAGUUGUUCUUAAUUGUCUUGUAUUGGACAGGAAUUAUUGCAUCAAAUUAUAUUUGUUAUGUGUCCUGUUGUUUGUAUUAAGCUAUGGCAUAAAAAGCUGUAGACUGUGGUGUUCUGAAAAUCUUACCUGCCUAGUUGUUGACAACUUCAUUUUCUUGUAAGUUGAUCUCGUGUUGCUCCCUAGUCAAUGCCAAAGUACAAGUAAUAAAACAUAUAGUAUUGUGUUUACAUGUACAGCUGCUGAAUGAAUCUUGGACACGAUGUACCAAAUGCAUUCAUGCAACUACGUUCAUGUUCCAGAUUUGAGGCUUCCUGAAAUAAUGUGCACAGAGAAAUACUUGUUGAAAUACUCAUAAGUUAUAUGUAACUUAGCAGGGUGUUCCUGUGUGGGUGUCAAGAGCUUUGCUACAUUCCACUAUUGCUGUAAUGGAGUGAAGAUACUGCACUUAUCCUGUACAUUGAGAGUAAUGUGCUGUAUUUGCAUAUCAGUACCCCAAGUGUCAACAUUACAGAUAAUAAUUGUAAGUGUAUGAAAUGCUAAACUAUUUAUUGUGCCUGCAAAUUAUGACAUUUUUCAUGUGAGGUAUCUGAUGUUUAGAAAUGUGAAAUAUUUAUUUCAAAUAUAGAUGAAAUAAAACAGUUUGAACUGCAUUGGUAAAAAAAAUUGACAUAUCAGCACGGGAUGUCAUCUGUAAUAUCGCACUGAAGUAUAGCACUGUUUUGCAGAAGGACAAAAAUUUCUGGUUAUUGAUAUCAACAUGUUUAGAAAUUUAUGUAAUUUGUUAUAAAAGUUCCCUGCAAAUCAACCUGAAGUAUUCAGUAAUUUCUUGUUCACUUCAUACAAAGUCAAUUUUAAUACAUGGACAUGUAGCAAAUAGCUAGUUACCAAAGCGGCAGUUCUUAUGAAAUACAAAGUUUUUUAAAGAAACCAAGGCUGUUUUGCCUACAUGUUAUACUACAACUGCCUUCAAAUUGCCUCGGUGUGGUUAUCAGAAUAGAAAAUCUGAAAUGUAGGUUAUUGUCUGAAUUGGCAAACCCUAAUAUAAUAUUAAACCAAGACUUCUUUUCUCGUCAACUACUGGUGUGUAUUAGAACCUUUGAAGUGCAAUUUAUAGAUGACGCCUGAAUAGAUAGUUUCUUUUUUAAAUUGAAAUAAAGGAAUCAAUAUAAAUAUUGUUAUUUCAAUUAUUUAAUGUGAGUGAAUGGAGACAGAUCAGUGCAUUCUAAACUACUGAAUAAUAUUUCAGUAUGCGAAUUAAAUGAUCAACAUUAAUAAUUGUUGUCGUCAUUUAUAUCGUAUGCUCAUAAAUACCUCAGGGUAGCUUUUGAUACAGCAAUAUCUCCAUUCCGUGUGUAAUUGUUGCUUUGUUGGUACUAUCAUGUCAUUACUAUUGUUCAAUAAAGUGAAGAUUACACUGUAGAAGGAAGUUUACUUCUCUUGUUUCUAACAAUAUAGUUGCAGGAACCCUAUCACAUAGUAGAUUUUGUAGAGUGUGAGCCAGUUCCUGUCGUGUUGUUAAAUUAAGUGUUAAGAAAAAUUUUGAAUGUUAAAACUGGAAGGCAUGAUGUGUUAAAUCUUAUAGGUUAUGAAGAACUUGUUUCUUAGGUCAUAUAAUCCAGAACAUCAUCUUAAAAUGUGAUAAUUAUUUUAGUGACUUUGUGUGUAUGUGAAUUUUGUUUUUCUUUUCUGUUUACUUCUUUAUAUUCUUUCCUUUUACUGUUUGUUUUGCGGUACACAUUGUAUAAUUUUGUUUUAAAAAAAUUAAAUGUUUGAUGUUUAAAUUGUAGAUUGUUAAAUUUUCUCCACUGUGGUUGUAGCAAUUCUUUGCUUCUAGUUCAGUCUGUUUUCUAUAAAACAUCUUUCAUGCAUGACUUGUUGAAUGUUGUGUAAUCUGGAAAUAUUGUGUGAAUAUAUUGAGGGAAAUUCAUGGUUAAAACUCUGUAUUGAUGAGAUGAGGGUCCAAAUUGACAUUGUAUACUUGCCAUGGAAAAUGGAGUAUGUUGUUUUGAAGUUUUGUGUGUAGUUUCACUAUUUUGUUUUGUAGAGGAUACAUUUUUUAUGGCCUGGUGAUGAAAACAGGCUACAGAUGAUAUUAGUCAGGGUAUAUAUGCAGAUAGUCAAAAUACAAUCUUUAUUAGCAUUUAUGGAAGAAUUUUAAGUAUACGUUUUUAACAUUUCAUUUUCUAUACUUGCUUAUGUUUCUCCUAGAUAAUCUAUACUUUAUCUUUAUCUUAUCUAUAUCUUUAUUACUAGUUUUUCUGUUUUGAUUUACGUGGUUCUUGAUAUAUUCCCUGUAAAAUGUGACCAGUACCUAUCCUUAGUGAACUUGGGAGCAACGUGACUGCUAUUUAAGCAAUAAUUUAGAAUAUGUGUUCUAUUGGAAUCAUUAUACAGUUUCCAAUAAAAUUACAGUUGUCGUUAUUUCCAUUUUACUUCAGUGGUUCCUUUCUUGUUUAAAUGUACACACCUUUUCUCUGCAACUUUUGUGAGUUAAAAGAAUUAUACCCUGGUAUGUACUUUUUUGUUAAUGCAUACAUUUUGUUUCAAAACAGAAUUAACCAGAAUAAUUAUUGUUGAAGAUGGUAAAUGGUAUAUUACCAUGUUACUAUAUUUUCUAAAAUUGCACGUUAAUUUGAUAUAAGUAAUAUUAGAAAAAGCAAUUUUGAUUCUAUAUACAUCCAUCUUAUAACCUACAAACUAAGUAUCUUCCUACAGGAAGUAAAAUGAGAUGUAAAAUAUUUGAACCUUUAUCUUGUUUGUUUUGAUAUUCAGAACUUACUGCAUAAAAAUGAAGUAUUUUUCUCUUUAAUGUCCAUGGAUGUAAAAUACUUGUAUGUCUUCAGUACCUAUGAUGCAGAGUUUGAAUUGAUAAGGCUGCUUUUCAUUUAAUGUAAGAAUUAUUUUAUUUACAGAACUGAAAGAUUGCUCAAGGUCAAACAGAAAGAAAAUAGGAGUUCACAAUUUUGGAAUAUUGUUUACAUUUAGUGUAGUAGGCAGAAACAUUAAAAGAAUGAUUGUUUUCUCCCAGCAUUUUAGCAAUUUUUAAUUUUUUGGAUUGCGACUUCAAUGUUUCUGUCAUAAAUAUACUAAAAGAAUUUUAUUAAUUUUAUCUCAAGGAUUCCAAAUCUCUUCUCAAUGUUUGCAAGGG
Molecule: messenger RNA, 7844 nt
Organism: Gryllus bimaculatus (two-spotted cricket)
Lineage: Eukaryota; Metazoa; Arthropoda; Insecta; Orthoptera; Gryllidae
Source: the annotation of a GenBank genome assembly